This is a messenger RNA of Tripterygium wilfordii, 1039 nucleotides long. RefSeq names its product 60S ribosomal protein L8-like. The transcript has 2 exons. Lineage: Eukaryota; Viridiplantae; Streptophyta; Magnoliopsida; Celastrales; Celastraceae. Gene Ontology annotation, cellular component: ribosome; cytosolic large ribosomal subunit. Bases 87 to 869 code for a protein of 260 amino acids. Gene Ontology annotation, molecular function: RNA binding; structural constituent of ribosome. The record is from RefSeq and is a predicted model, not a curated record. Gene Ontology annotation, biological process: cytoplasmic translation.
CUACAUCGUCUCUUUCGUUUCGCGGCCGCUCCCCUUUCGCUCACCCUCUCAAAAAUCCCAACCCUAGACUCUCAGCUCCCGCGGCGAUGGGUCGCGUUAUUAGAGCGCAAAGGAAGGGUGCCGGGUCUGUAUUCAAGUCUCACACCCACCACCGCAAGGGUCCCGCUCGUUUUCGCUCGCUCGACUUCGGCGAGCGCAACGGUUACCUGAGGGGUGUUGUCUCCGAGAUCAUCCAUGAUCCGGGUCGUGGUGCUCCGCUUGCUCGUGUUGUGUUCCGCCAUCCCUUCCGUUACAAGCAUCAGAAGGAGCUCUUCGUCGCUGCUGAGGGUAUGUACACUGGCCAAUUCAUCUACUGUGGCAAGAAGGCGAACUUGAUGGUUGGAAAUGUUCUUCCUCUAAGAGGUAUUCCCGAGGGUGCCGUCGUCUGCAAUGUUGAGCAUCAUGUUGGUGACCGUGGCGUUCUCGCUAGGGCUUCUGGUGAUUAUGCUAUUGUUAUCAGCCACAACCCGGAUAAUGGUACUACCAGAGUCAAGCUUCCUUCUGGGGCAAAGAAGAUUGUGCCAAGUGGGUGCAGAGCUAUGAUUGGCCAAGUUGCGGGUGGUGGCAGGACUGAGAAGCCAAUGCUGAAGGCAGGUAAUGCUUAUCACAAAUACCGUGUGAAGAGGAACUGCUGGCCUAAGGUUCGUGGUGUUGCUAUGAACCCUGUGGAGCAUCCCCACGGUGGUGGUAAUCACCAGCAUAUUGGGCAUGCAAGUACUGUUUGCAGACACGCUCCUCCAGGCCAGAAGGUUGGUCUCAUUGCGGCCAGGAGGACAGGUCGUCUUCGUGGACAAGCUGCGGCUGCUGCUUCAAAAUCAGACAAGGCCUAAAUUGUUUUGCUUCUAUGAUUUUAUCUUUCCAUAUUUUUGACCUCUCAACGAAAUGCCAAUGUGGUUCCUAUUGUUCUUGUUUCAAGUUUAGGACUGAUUUUUGCUGUCUUUGGGAUUUAAUGGUCUCUUUUUUAAUAGAUUAUUUUGAAGUUACCAGUUUUGUUCUCUAA